AUGGUCCCAGUCGCCCGGUGCUAUGGUUGCCGGCGCGCUCUGGUUGACGCGUUCAUAUUUACGUCCGGUCUUCCUGCCCGGUCACUCACAGUUGUAAAAUUGCCCAGAGCUACCAGAUCUAAGACGGUAGUGAAAAGAUUUACAACUACUCAAUAUCGUCCACAAGACGCGCGGCGUCUUGAAACAAGCCAUGAUCCUGACCAGAUAGACGAAGUUGGUCCGACGGAUACGAAGCAGAACAAGUCGCAACCAUGGUAUCUGCAGGUUGAAACGCCAUCAAGAGCUUCAAGCCCCUUGUUGGAUCGUCAGAAAUUACCGGAACUACCUGAAAACCCUCCACCGCUACUUUCGCCCCUGCUAAAUUACGCUUCCAUUGAUCUCGGCCUAGAUGAUCUCACGUUGCUCGAUUUACGACGACUCGACCCACCUCCUGCGCUUGGUUCAAAUUUGAUCAUGUUGCUUGGGACUGUCCGAAGUGAGAAGCAUUUGCAUGUUUCCGCCGAGCAAUGCUGUAGAUGGCUGAAAAAAGAAUAUCGACUCUCUCCACACGCUGAUGGGCUGAUUGGUCGUGGUGAAUUGAAGCUCAAAUUACGACGCAAAGCACGGAAAGCAAAGAUGAUGAGCAGAGUUGGGGCAGUUGAAACUACAGACGUAGACGAUGGGAUACGAACUGGAUGGAUAUGCGUUCAUACUCGCAACGUGCCUGACGGCGAAGGUUCGAAUCUAUACAAAGAUUUGCACGAAGACUUUGUGGGCUUUAAAGAGGAAUCAGAAGGUGUCAAUCUCGUCAUUCAAAUACUUACCCAAGAGAAGCGGGAGGAACUAGACCUUGAAGAGCUUUGGAAGAAGGCAGCUGCGAGACACGAGAGGAAAGAAGCCCGGCUUUCCUCAAACUCUGAGGAGCACGACCACACCAAGGUGCCUGGCCUGGACCGAACAAGCGAUGCUUCCGAAGACGCCCCUUUAGCUUCACUUGACGCAGAUACUUCCCGCAGACAUGACUCUAUGGCGCCAGGUCCCACUAGUCCUCCAGAAGAUGCUAUCUCAAAUUGCGUGAGCCUUCCAGCAAAUGCAAUUGUCGAUCUCUCUGCCGCAGAAUUGCAACGGACUCACAACUUGCAAGCUCAUGCGGACAGCUUAAAGUCUAUGUCAGUAUCAGAGGUUAAGGAGGCGCUUCAAAGUGAAUCCUCCUCAUUCUGGUCAUUUGUUGAAGACAGUUGGCCGCUGUUUCCAAGCGCAGAAGAAUACAAGAUUCGAACACAACUGCUAUGUCAAGCAUACGAGACUGGGGCCCAUCGCAACAAGAUUACUCUCAGUCAGACCUUCCGUGAAUUGCAAGCCACAUUUAUCGACAUCCCAGGUUCGCUGUAUGUGCGGGUGCUUCAAAGACUUCUUGCCUCGCCAGUAGCGGAAGCGGAUUUGAAUGAUGUGAUCGAUAUUGUCGAGAGUAUGAGUGCACGAAAAGGCGUUGAUGGAUUAGCCUCAUUGUUGUGUACAUUCCAAAAUGCGAUUCUAGAAGUCUCCGCUGGGGCUCAAUCCAUAUGCUUGAGAGAAGAUGCUUUUUUCCAAUUUAGGCAUCUUGUGACGGAGAUUUUUGGCGAGCCAAGCGUGGAAGACGAGGUCAUGAUGAUGUAUCUUUGCGCUGGCAAAGGACGUUGGGACGAGUUCUGGAUUGUCUGGCGCAAUUUUCCGUCAGCGAUGCGUCCGAGAACGAAACCAAUGUAUAUGGCCAUGUUUCUUUUGUUAGCUCAGAGAAACCACCAAGCAAAAGCCAUGCAAUGCUUGAGAGAGUGCGUCCCCGAAAUGGAACUCGAGGAGCCCCUUGUCGCUAUGGAUUCUGAGUUAGCGGAGGCUAUCCAGAAGCGUUUGGCGAGUGGGUAG
Molecule: messenger RNA, 1881 nt
Organism: Bacidia gigantensis
Lineage: Eukaryota; Fungi; Ascomycota; Lecanoromycetes; Lecanorales; Ramalinaceae
Exons: 3
Coding region: 1-1881 (626 amino acids)
Biological process (GO): mRNA stabilization; mitochondrial gene expression; mitochondrial proton-transporting ATP synthase complex assembly
Cellular component (GO): mitochondrion
Source: RefSeq, a predicted model, not a curated record